This is a messenger RNA of Lathyrus oleraceus (garden pea), 450 nucleotides long. RefSeq lists its product as uncharacterized. The record is from RefSeq and is a predicted model, not a curated record. The transcript has 2 exons. NCBI's taxonomy places the organism in Eukaryota, Viridiplantae, Streptophyta, Magnoliopsida, Fabales, Fabaceae. The coding region runs from base 1 to 450 and encodes 149 amino acids.
AUGCCUCCUAAGAAUAGGAAGUAUGAAUAUGGAAAUGAUAAGCGUAAGAAAAAGAAAAAAAUUGAAGAGUUAAUUCAAUCUCAAGUAGGAGCUCUUGAUAAAUUUUUAAUCAAAGAACCACAAGUUUCAAAUAAAAGUCAUUAUGUUGAUAAUAUUGAUGUUGAAUUUCUUGAUAAUUUGGCCAUUGAAAAUGAUAAUCUUGAUAUUAAUAAUGAUGAUGUUGAUAAUCUUGAAGAAAUUAAUAAUGAUGAUGAUAAUGUUGAUUAUGAUAUAUUUGAUCCAAGAAAUUGGGAUCGUCUUCAACCUAAAAUGGUUGAUUUAUUAGUUGCGAAAGAUCCUAAAAGAGAUAAUUCUAUUGUGAAGGGUCCUAGAGAUAGUUUGAAUAGACGCUUUACGGCUAAUUUGUAUACUAGAGCUUUAGCAAAUGGAGAGAUGUAUGAUAGAGAUUGA